AUGAAGAGAUCAACUGCCAGUGCUCCGAGCAUCUCGCCUAGACACGGUAAGACAUUUGGUCUCUGAAGAUUAUAAAUUAUUUGAUCCGUUUAGAAGAUGAAAAUGAUGUGAAGAAAGUGAAAUUGGAAGACGUCAAAGAGUCAAUUGCUCCGACUGGUCGUCAAAUCAUCGAGCAGUAUCUUAAGGGAGAUGUGGCGGCUUCGAUGACAUACAGAAAGAUUUGCAAUGCGUUGGAAACUUUUGAACAAUGGGAGUCGGAAGUGCCAAAACUCCAACUCCUUGAACAGUUCUUGACUAUCGCAGAUGCUAUGGAAUCCAGAACAGAGACACUCAUCAAAAAGCUUCUGGUUAGUCAUUGAUGCAUUCGAUUCCUUUAAACCUGAAAGCUUACAGAAGCUUCGGUGGGAUACGAUUCCUUCGUCAGCUCUGGAAAAAUUCCGAAAUUUCCUUUGCGAACUUGCCAUUCGUCACCUUUGUUUCACGGAAGACGUUUAUUUCGCAGUCAUCGAACGACUCGUCCCUAUGACUUCGGUCCAUCCAGAAACUGGCGUCGUGACCUUGAUUCUCACGGAACAAGAACAGAAGAAACAUUACGAUAUGGCUCAUCACAUCAUCUCCAGCAUUGUUCGCUGUUUUCCACUGUAAGGACUAUUUCGGAACUGUGCUGAUACUAGGUUAUCCAAUUGCAGAUCCUCGAAGACAGUGUUGAAAUGCGUGAAACGCUCGAUGCCUCACUUCACUCGUCCGCCUGUUACUGUUGCCGGAUACAUGAGAAACCUCAUUUUGAUGCAGAAAUACGUUCCAGCGAGCAUCGCGAAAGAUAUCUGGGAAUGCAUGUUUGAGAGACUCACAAAAGACGACGUGAGACUUCUGAAACACAGAAACCCUGUAUGAACAAGUUCCUUUCAGGCGCAUAAUUGGCAAUGCGAAAAGAGCGAAGAAGACAACAAAAGCCCACGCCUAUUCGCUCUCAAUGAUGAGACGCUGAUCCAAGAUGUCGAGAACGCAGUCUAUGAAUCGGAGAAAGUCACUCCUGAGCAGUUGGAGCAAAAGAAAGCAGACCAGAUGAUUGCGUAUUUGGAUUCUGUCUGCACUGACAUCAUUACGUACAUCGGGAGCGAAGAAAAUAUUGAAAAAAAUGAAGACGUCGACAGCUCAUGGCUCCGUUCGUUCAAAAUCACUGACGAUAAGGCGCUUCAGCCAGAAAAACUGUUCGACACCUUCCUCGAGUGCCUCGAAUCUACCAUGCUCAAUGCAACACACGUCCAAUACGUCUCUUUCAUCUGGCUCUAUUUCUGUUCUUUGAGGGCAGAGUACGAAGAAAGGAUUCUGGAGCACUUGUGGCAAAUGACAACGAGAAUGCCGCGAGCUCCAGCCGAUGCGAGAAAGAGUCAAGGAGCAGCCGCUUAUCUGGCGGCCUUCCUGGCGAGGGCGAAGUAUAUCAAGAAAGAGUGAGUUCUUGGAUUCGUCACAGAGAUAAGAACGAACUAAUUCAGAAGUGCAUUCACAUGGCUGGAGGAGAUAUACGCGUGGCUUCGUCACUACGUUGAUCAGUUCGCUUCUGGCAGCUCACAAAUUCUUCCCGGGCUGCAAAGACACGGCACAUUCUACGCAGUCGCACAGGCAUUUUUCCUUGUGUUCGCAUUCAGAUACAAAGACUUUGUUAGAAAUCAAGGUAUUCCAUCGUUAUACGACGCUCGAAGAAACUGAAAAAUGUUGUAGAAAAGUUGGAAACGAUUCGUCGUUGGGGAAUCGGGCGAGUGGUACAUUCACCCCUGGAUCCGCUUCGUUUCGUUGCAAAACCAGUUGCCAGAUGUUUCUCUGCCAUUACAAGGUGAGUAAUCGGUCAAAGUCCGGGAAAUGCCCAAUAUUUACAGGUCUCUCCAAUUGGUUUAUUGUAAUCACAUCAUUCCGAUCGAAGAGGUGCAGAGACCGUUCGAUGACAUGUUCCCCUUCGACAGUUAUCAUCUCAAAGUGUAAGUCGCUUCUUCAGUUCGUCUGUCUUCAUGGUUCUUUUUCAGAAGCAGUCAGUUCGUAGUCCCUCUGAUGAGGAAGUUCUCUCCGUUGGCGGAAGACCUUUCCACUCUGACGAAGGCGCUUUGCUGGAAUGCAGUUGCCUCCGAAAAGCCGGAAAAGUCAUCCGAAGCCGUAUCCAGCACUGACAGUGGCCUGGACUUCCUGGACGAAGAAGAUGUUCCGUUGACUUCAGGUACGCGAAUCCCUUCUCGAAAACCGUGUGCUCACAUGCGCUUUUUCAGGACUCCGCGAGCGUACCCUUUCCUGCGGACAGACCUCUCUGAUCAACUACUCGGCCACUCCAGGACUCAAAACUUUCAAUGCUUGA
Molecule: messenger RNA, 2344 nt
Organism: Caenorhabditis sp. 36 PRJEB53466
Lineage: Eukaryota; Metazoa; Nematoda; Chromadorea; Rhabditida; Rhabditidae
Source: the annotation of a GenBank genome assembly